AUGCAGACUGCUUCUACAAACAUUUGUGAAAGACUGUGCAAUGAAUCCAUCUGUGAAAUUUCCUUGCUACUAAAUAUUCCACAGUCAACUGUUAGUGGUACUAUAACAAAGUGGAAGCAACUGGGAACAACAGCAACUCAGCCACGAAGUGGUAGGCUACGUAAAUAGAAGACAGAAGUGCACAGUGUGUGGAGAAAUUGCCAAAUGUCUGCAGAGUCAAUAGCUAAAGACCUCCAAACUUUGUGUGGCCUUCAGAUUAGCACAACAACAGUGCAUAAAGAGCUUCAUGGAAUGGGUUUCCAUGGCUGAGCAGCUGCAUCCAAG
This is a messenger RNA of Staurois parvus, 324 nucleotides long. NCBI's taxonomy places the organism in Eukaryota, Metazoa, Chordata, Amphibia, Anura, Ranidae. The record is from the annotation of a GenBank genome assembly.